AUGAAAUUUAUUGAUGAGUUGGAUAUAGAGAGAGUAAAUCAAACUCUUAAUUUCGAGACAAAUGACUGUAAAAUUGUUGGCAGUUGUGAUAUUUUCACAACAAAGGCGGUUGCAUCAGACAGAAAAUUGUACAAAACCAUUGAUCAACAUUUGGAUACCAUUUUACAGGAGAAUGAAAACUACAAUGCUGCCCUUCAGCAACAGCUAGCAACUCCCGAAACAAACCAAUCGCCUUGUUCGUCGCCAUUUUAUUCUAAUAGGAGAGAUAGUAACUCUUUCUGGGAACAAAAGAGAAGAAUAUCGUUUAGUGAAUACAAUAGCAAUAGCAAUACUAACAACAGUAAUGGCAACAGCUGUAAUAAUAAUAACCAUUCUGGACCCAGUGGUACUUGCCCAGCAACUUUUUCCAAGAGUGCCAAGCUAAAUGAUCAAAAUUUGAAAGAAUUAGUUUCAAAUUAUGAUUCUGGCUCUAUGAGCUCAUCAUCUCUUGAUUCAUCUUGCAAGAAUGAUGAGAAAAUAAGAAGAAGGAGCAGUAGCAGUAUUAGCAGUUUCAAAAGUGGAAAAUCAUCGAACAAUAAUAAUAAUUCUGGUGCGGCAACCAAUAACAUUAACAAAAGAAGAAAAUCUUCGAUAAAUGAAAGACCAAGCAAUUUAAACCUGGGUCCGUUUGGUCCCAUAAAUGAACCAUCAAGCAGGAAAAUAUUUGCUUAUCUGAUUGCUAUUCUUAAUGCUUCUUAUCCUGACCAUGACUUUUCAUCGGUAGAACCAACGGAUUUUGUCAAAACAUCAUUGAAGACAUUUAUUUCCAAAUUUGAAAACACCUUAUAUUCCCUCGGUAGACAACCAGAGGAAUGGGUUUGGGAAGUGAUCAAUUCUCAUAUGACUCUUUCUGAUUGCGUUCUUUUCCAGUAUUCGCCUUCAAACUCUUUUCUGGAAGACGAACCUGGCUAUCUUUGGAACCUUAUAGGUUUUCUUUAUAAUAGGAAAAGGAAAAGAGUGGCUUACCUUUACUUGAUUUGUUCGCGUCUAAAUUUGAAUACGAGUGAAGUGGAGGACACUUUGGCGAAGAAACCUCAGGGAAAGCUUAUAAUAGAUGAUGGUUCAAAUGAAUACGAAGGAGAAUACGAUUUCACUUAUGAUGAGAACGUAAUAGAUGACAAAUCAGAUCAAGAAGAGCCCCUACAGUAG
Molecule: messenger RNA, 1188 nt
Organism: Saccharomyces paradoxus
Lineage: Eukaryota; Fungi; Ascomycota; Saccharomycetes; Saccharomycetales; Saccharomycetaceae
Gene: MAF1
Product: RNA polymerase III-inhibiting protein MAF1
Exons: 2
Coding region: 1-1188 (395 amino acids)
Biological process (GO): negative regulation of transcription by RNA polymerase III
Cellular component (GO): nucleus
Molecular function (GO): RNA polymerase III core binding
Source: RefSeq, a predicted model, not a curated record